AUGAAUGACAUCAAGUUGGCUCUGCUAGGGAGCGAGGGUGCUGGUAAAACAGCUCUCCUGGUGAGAUUCCUGACAAAACGUUUUAUCGGAGAAUAUGCCUCCAGUGCCAAUUCUUUCUACAAUAAAAGGAUGUCCAUCGACGGGAGACAGUUAAAUUUGGAAAUAUUUGAUCCAUGUUCACAGAGUGGAAGCAGCAGAUGCAUCCUGGAGGAGUCUGCGAGCUGGGCAGAUGGAUUUGUGCUUGUGUAUGACAUCAGUGACCGAAUGUCCUUCCUCCACGCCAAAAGCAUCCUGCGGCAGAUCAGAGAGGCCCGAGAGGAGAGCCGUAAGGGACUGGUGGAUGCUCCAGUCUUCUUGGUGGGGAACAAGCAGGACCUGUGCAACGCUCGGCAGGUACAUGGGGAGGAGGGCCGAUCCUUGGCUCAGGAGCAUGCCUGCCACUUCCAGGAGGUGUCUGCAGCGGAGGACUACUUAGAGAUAUACAACCUCUUCACUAAGCUCAUUCGUCGUGUAAUGGAGAACCUUAAGCACCGUGCAGACCGCAGACGUUACAGUGGCUCCAAGUCCAUGGCAAAACUCAUCAAUAAUGUCUUUGGUAAAAGGCGGAAGUCUGUCUGAUGGAGGAAAUCAGUGGUUACUGAUUAUAAUAUAUGUAACUAUACGCACUCUUUGU
Molecule: messenger RNA, 673 nt
Organism: Seriola dumerili (greater amberjack)
Lineage: Eukaryota; Metazoa; Chordata; Actinopteri; Carangiformes; Carangidae
Gene: rerglb
Product: ras-related and estrogen-regulated growth inhibitor-like protein
Exons: 5
Coding region: 1-618 (205 amino acids)
Molecular function (GO): GTPase activity; GTP binding
Source: RefSeq, a predicted model, not a curated record